AAUGUGUUUACUGUUUUUAUGGUGCCUGACUGGAAUUUUCAACAAGAUUUUGUGCCAUGAAUAGAAAUAAAAGGAAAGGAGUAUAUUAUGAUAAAAGGAAAUCAAUAAAUACACAAGAAUCGAGUAAUCCUUUAGCAAAGUUAACAUACCGUGAAUUACAAAUAGAAGCAGUCAAAAUAAAUUUACCAGCAAAUUUAUCGCACAAAAUGUUAUUGUCAUUGAUAAUUGCUAAAAAUACUGGACGUGAAGAUGUGGUGCGUUUAAUUAUGGAUGAUAGAAGGGUCAGGAAAAGAAUCAAGUCCAUGAAUGAAGAGAAUAUAGAAGCCAAACGCCGAAAGGAAUCAAAUGAGACAACAAAAUCCAUCAAGAAAAACCGACAACCACUCAAAAUUCUCAACUUAAAUACGACCAAUGUAGAUCAUUCUCGUGAUUCCGACUCAGGCUUUGGUUCUUUUUCCAGUACUUCCUCAGAUAGUGUGGGUAUAGGUGACAUAACACCCUUACCAUUUGUCGAGUCUCAGGACGAUAUCGAAAGGUGCAUUUCUUCCAAUUUAACAAACACGGAUACUCCGUCCCCAGACGCAUUAAUGCGAAUUGUUGAUCUGUUCAAGAAUUUUCAAGAUGGCAUUUAAUAUAUUUAUUUAAGCUUUCUAUAAUAUAUUUGUCAUUUAUUCGUCAUGAAUUUAUCGUAUACGUUAAAUUAUAUAGUUGGCAAACCGUUGUUAAAAAGUUGUAUUUAUGUUUAUGUUAAUAAGUAUGUAUAUUUAUGUAUUGUUAUUAUUGUUAUAAGUAACGAAAGAAGUUUAUACAUCUUAAA
Messenger RNA from Aethina tumida (small hive beetle), 817 nucleotides. RefSeq lists its product as uncharacterized. Bases 57 to 632 code for a protein of 191 amino acids. NCBI's taxonomy places the organism in Eukaryota, Metazoa, Arthropoda, Insecta, Coleoptera, Nitidulidae. The transcript has 3 exons. The record is from RefSeq and is a predicted model, not a curated record.